CCCGGCGCCAGCUCCGGGGAGGCGGCACCCAGCCAACCCCGGCGCCAAGUCAAGUGCCACCGCGAGCGCAGAGGCGAGAGCCCCUCGGACUCGGGGCUGGAGCACCCAGGGGACCCCCGCCCCAGCCCGGUGCCGGCGAUCCCGACUCGCUGGGGGCUCCCGAUUCCCAGUUCUUCCGCCUCGCGCCCCGCGCCUCGGUCUCCAAAAACGGAGUCUCCGCUUGCAACCCCGGGGAGCCCCCCAGGGCCGGCCCAAGCGUCCCGGGCGCCCAAGAUGCGCUCCAUCAGGAAGAGGUGGACCAUCUGCACCAUAAGUCUGCUGCUCAUCUUCUACAAGACAAAAGAGAUCGCCAGGACGGAGGAGCACCGCGAGACGCAACUCAUCGGAGAUGGUGAACUAUGUUUGAGUCGAUCACUUGUCAAUAGUUCUGAUAAAAUUAUUCGAAAGGCUGGUUCUUCGCUCUUCCAGCACUCUGUAGAAGGAUGGAGAAUCAAUUCCUCUUUGGUCCUCGAGAUAAGGAAGAAUAUUCUUCGUUUCUUAGAUGCAGAACGAGACGUCUCGGUAGUCAAGAGCAGUUUUAAGCCUGGUGAUGUCAUACACUAUGUGCUUGACAGGCGCCGAACUUUAAAUAUUUCUCAAGAUCUCCAUCGCCUUCUACCUGAAGUUUCACCAAUGAAGAAUCGCCGGUUUAAAACUUGUGCAGUGGUUGGAAAUUCUGGCAUUCUGCUAGAUAGUGGGUGUGGAAAAGAAAUUAACAGUCACAAUUUUGUCAUAAGGUGUAAUCUAGCCCCUGUGGUGGAGUUUGCUGCAGAUGUGGGAACUAAAUCAGAUUUUAUUACCAUGAAUCCAUCAGUUAUCCAAAGAGCAUUUGGAGGCUUUCGGAAUGAAAGUGACAGAGAAAAAUUUGUGCAUAGACUUUCCAUGCUGAAUGACAGUGUCCUUUGGAUCCCAGCUUUCAUGGUCAAAGGAGGAGAAAAGCACGUGGAAUGGGUUAAUGCAUUAAUCCUUAAGAAUAAACUGAAAGUGAGAACUGCCUAUCCAUCAUUGAGACUUAUUCAUGCUGUCAGAGGUUACUGGCUGACAAAUAAGGUCCCCAUCAAAAGGCCCAGCACCGGUCUCCUCAUGUACACACUUGCCACAAGAUUCUGUGACGAAAUUCACCUGUACGGAUUCUGGCCUUUCCCCAAGGACUUGAAUGGAAAAGCUGUUAAAUACCAUUACUAUGAUGACUUAAAAUAUAGAUACUUUUCCACUGCUAGUCCGCACAGAAUGCCAUUAGAAUUCAAAACAUUAAAUGUGCUACAUAAUAGGGGAGCUCUAAAACUGACAACAGGAAAGUGUGUAAAGCAAUAAAGCACAGUGGAAGGUUUGAAAACAAACUGAGUAUGCACUUCAUUUCUGAAGAUGCUUUCUAAAGUAUAUGAAGAGGAUACCAAACAGGAUUGGUUUUCAGCAUCUACCAACUAACUGGAAGGAGAUGAAGGACAUUCAUGAGGAAUCC
Molecule: messenger RNA, 1501 nt
Organism: Suncus etruscus (white-toothed pygmy shrew)
Lineage: Eukaryota; Metazoa; Chordata; Mammalia; Eulipotyphla; Soricidae
Gene: ST8SIA4
Product: ST8 alpha-N-acetyl-neuraminide alpha-2,8-sialyltransferase 4
Exons: 5
Coding region: 274-1353 (359 amino acids)
Biological process (GO): oligosaccharide metabolic process; N-glycan processing
Molecular function (GO): alpha-N-acetylneuraminate alpha-2,8-sialyltransferase activity
Source: RefSeq, a predicted model, not a curated record